GGCCUCGAGGCUCGGCGGGCGCUGUCCCCGCCCCGCGCCUCGCGCCGCGCGUGCGCGCGGUACGGACGUGCGGACGUGCGUGCGUGCGCGCGGCGUUUCCGGGCCGGCGGCGGAGCGCGGCGCCGCUGCGAUGGUGCUGCUGGAGAGCGAGCAGUUCCUGACGGAGCUGACGAGGCUGUUCCAGAAGUGCCGCACGUCCGGCAGCGUCUUCAUCACGCUGAAGAAGUAUGAUGGUCGAACAAAACCGGUCCCACGCAAAGGCCAUGUAGAAAGCUUUGAACCUGCAGACAAUAAAUGUCUUCUCAGAGCAACGGAUGGAAAGAAGAAAAUCAGCACAGUGGUGAGCUCAAAGGAAGUAAAUAAAUUCCAGAUGGCAUAUUCUAAUUUGCUGAGAGCUAACAUGGAUGGCUUGAAGAAAAAGGACAAGAAAAGCAAAAACAAGAAGAGUAAAGCAACACAGUGAUGGAAGUGUCCGACCGUCACUGCAACAGACUUGACCCUUGCUCAAAGCAAAGUCCAUUUCUUUUUGAGUUACCACUUGUCUUUGGCUUUCCUUCCAGCAGGAUACUGGGAUGUGAUCAGUACUUUUGUUUGAAUUGAAAGCAGGAGAUGCUUUCUGUGGAUUGUUGUAUGGCAGGAGUAUUUACAGGGUUAUACCAAAAUAGCUUUACACUCGUCUGCCAACUAGUUUUGUACUUAUACUGCUGUUUGUUUUGUAUUAUGCAAGUGGGCAGUGUAAAACCCAUCUGGGGGAUAACAGAGGGUGAAGAGAAGUACACAGCACCAUGAGCAAAGUGAGAUUGGAACAGGUGUCUCAGUGUCAGAUGCCCAGUUUUAUAGAUAAGCCUCGUUAGUACUAGGGAAAGUGGGUGCCAACCUAUUAUCCAGGAACAGCAGCUUUCCUGUUUCUGUCUUAUUUUGAGGGCCAUGUUUAUAUGAUGCAGUGCAGAUGCCUUGAAGGCAGCCAGUCCCAUGCUUUGAGCUCUCAGCUCUGCCUUUACCCUGUGCUGAUCCAGCUGUGCUGAUCCAGGCUCCGGGUGGGGGAGCGCAGGACUCUGCAUCAUGGUCCCUUCAGGCAUAGCUUAAGAAUGCUCGUGUCACCUGAAUGUUUGUUUUUUAAACCUUCAUCCUUCAACGUAUUCAGGGAUCUGGCUUUCCCCAUCUUCGCAUUGUAAAGUAGCUCCUCCAUAUGAGCAGAUGUAAAAGGUGAAUACUUGUUCCUAUUAAACAAUGAGAAAUGGA
Messenger RNA from Cygnus atratus (black swan), 1242 nucleotides. RefSeq names its product signal recognition particle 14 (gene SRP14). The record is from RefSeq and is a predicted model, not a curated record. Bases 131 to 463 code for a protein of 110 amino acids. Gene Ontology annotation, cellular component: signal recognition particle, endoplasmic reticulum targeting. Gene Ontology annotation, molecular function: 7S RNA binding; endoplasmic reticulum signal sequence receptor activity. Gene Ontology annotation, biological process: SRP-dependent cotranslational protein targeting to membrane. The transcript is spliced from 5 exons. NCBI's taxonomy places the organism in Eukaryota, Metazoa, Chordata, Aves, Anseriformes, Anatidae.